AAUGCCUUUUCUAUUAUUAUUUAAUAAAAUUAUUUUUUAUCGUACAGGGAAAAAGUUGUUAGGAAAAAUUUCUGUUUGGACCUUUCAUCCCAUAUCUUUGCCGUACUGAAUGCAAUAAAAUCUCCAAUUUUCUCCGUGUGUAUUGUUAAAAUAUUUGCUUUUUGUUAAAACCGUUUUUUCAAUUAUUUUUCUCUAAAAUAUAAAGCCCAUAUUCAUUCUGUUUACCAUUAUCAUGAUUUGAAAAAGAAAAAGCUACAAAUAAUAAUUUUUGAUAUUUACCAAAAUUUGACCGAACAAUUAUAAUUGACGCCAUUUAAUUAAUAUCUCUAUUGUUACUUUCCAUUAUUUUGCGAUCGACAAAAUUCUAUGGCGCUUUGAAAGCUCGCAACGACGGGCGCGUAUUUUUGUGCCUGGACUAGGGUUGAGAGAGAUGUUGCGCGAUCGUGUUUGUGAGAGUAAGAUAGCGAUUAUAGCUAUUCUUAAAAUAGGGCUUGAGAGUGCGUACAAGCGAAUGAACGUAUCGCAUCAAGAGAAAAGAAGAAGAAAAAAAAAAGAAGACCGGAAUGAGAUAAACAGAGAAAGAGAUGUCAAGUGUACAUGUAAAUGAAAAGGAAGAGGAACCACGACGUGUUUCUGGGGUCGCCGGCACUUGACGAUUUCAGCUUCGUCUUUAAAACAACGUUCAUUUGCGCUCACGCGCUUUUCUUCCUCUUCCUAUGUAGAUCAAUUGGAAAAAAGAAUUUUUUUUUAUUUAACUAGUUUUUCGCGCCACGUCUCAAUUGAUUAUUUUUUUUUUUUUUAAAGCAAUUAUUUUUAAAAUCAGUUUCAAGUGAUGUUUAUUUGUGUGAGUUAAUUGUGCGACAGUGUUUAGUCGACGUAAACAUCCCGAAAAUAUAAAAGAACGGAAAUUUUUAUUCUGCAUUUAGUGAAAAGAAAAUUGCAAGAUUGUCAUGUCUUCGUUUAGAAAUUACAACGACUCCAGAACGUAUAAACCUAGGACGAAUGUGGGUUCUAGCAACUAUGGAAGAAAUUUAUCAUCAAUUAACAGUCUAGGUUCGAAAAGUUACGAUAAAGACAGACUACGACCGUCGAGAUCAUCGAUUGACGAUCUCACGUCAAAAAGUCCAGGAGUCAGUGGACGAACGUCGAUUAUAGAAAAAUAUUCAUCACCAGGUGGAAAUUCUGAUCUUCAGUUUACAAGAUUUGACAAAUAUAAUCGUUCAACACCAAGAGCAACAAGUAGAGAACCUGAAAUUACAGCUUCUUGUUAUCGUUCAAGUACAUAUCCCGGGUCAAGUCUCAGCAGGAAUUUAGGAAGUGAAAGAAAAAUUGAAAAAAAAGAGAGAACCGAACUUCCGCCUGUUUCAUAUCGGAACAUUCGAGCAAGUUCCGGAAGAAGUUCACGUGAACCAAGCCCUGACGUCACUAACCCGAAAAUAAACUCCUUAAAAAUGUACAGCACCAGAACCCCAUCUUAUGGCAGACACAGCGUUGCUUCCAAUGUAUCAGAACCCUCUUCGGAAUCCUUAUCAAGAUGCGCCUCGUCAACUGGAAGAUAUUCAUUAUCGUCGCGAAACAGUUUGGAUCGAUUUCCAAGCACAGUGAGUUACUCAGGCUCGGACAGAAUUCGAGCAAGCAACAAAAAUUCGAGUAGCCCGCUAAGAGACGAAGACGAAGUUAAAAAUAAAACGAAGAAUAGUGGACAAUUACAUCAAGACGAGGUGGAUAAAAAUUUCAGGCACGUGAAUCAAUCAAGUGUAAAUGAAGUCGAUGGUAAAAAGAAGUCGGACAAAAGUGGAACAGUUUCUUUGAGAGUUGUUUCAAGAGGUACAUCACCAACCCAGCCAACCUCCACAUCACUCGGUGGAACACGAAAAUUUGAUUCAUGCAAAAUUAUCGAAAAAGAAGUGAUCCGAACACCAAAGACAUUAACCACAAAGGACGAGGAAGUACAAGCCGAUGGAAAUGAUAAUAAUUCGAGAAUAUCGCGAUUUACCGGACAUACCAGAAUUACUAGUGCACCUUGGGUUUCCUAUCUUGAUAGAUUUAAUUCUACUGGAAGUACGUCGAGAAACUAUUCACCACGUUUGGGUAAUUACGGAUAUAGUCCAAGUUCUUCUAGAAGUGAUAUUUCUGGUCGGGAGCAAAAACAGGGGAAUAGUGAUAAAGCGAAAAGAAGAAACAGCGAUAGUUCGAAUUCUUCAAAGUCUAAUUCGAAAAGUUUCGCCACGCCUAAGAGUUCGGAAUCAAAGAACGGAAAAUCGGAUGUUUCAGAAGAAAGAAGAAACUCUAGUGAAAAUUCGUCUCAACAUGAGGGAAAUGUUUCGGAAAAACAAGAGACUUCAAACAGUCAGAAGAGUUCAAGUUCCAAUUCAUCCACCCACGAAGACAAUCAAGUUCCAAGAGGCCAAGGCAAAGAUUUACGGAAGGACGUACAACAGAGGUCGGACAACAGUGCAUCAUCCAAGUCAAAGUCGAUAUCGCGAAAUAGUUCGUUGAAAAACUUACCUCGUCAAAUGACGCGAACCGACUCGUCAGAGGGUUCUUCCGUUGUCACUGUGCCAACUGGCAGAUUAAAGUCCUCAUCGUCAACUAAUUCCAUGACGAAUCAUAGCGCAAAAAUAAAGACAAUGUCUCCAUCACCUCCUUCGCCUGGGAAAUUUUCCUCUUCUAGUGGAAGUUCAGUUAGUUCGCGGCAAGUCAAUUCGUCGGACACGCGUGGAAAACCACCUGUUCCCAAAAACGAGGUCACAAUGAAGAACACAACACAAUUUGGCAUUAAGUACGUAAAUAAAGAUUUUCGUAAAUCUGUGCUUAAUAUGGAAAAUGGCGAUCCUACACGUUCUCAAAAAUCACAGAAAAAAUUUCAAAGAAACAAUUCUCAAGAUUCGGAACCAACUUGCACGAAAAAAUCAGAUACUUCAAGUAGAGAGAAUGGUAAAGUAGAUUCAGAAAAUAAUUCCCAUUCGAAAGUGAGUUGCGAAACAAGUUCAACGGAUUCGUCUGGCAGUGAAGAAGAGGAAGAUGAGAUGCAUCAGCAUAGGUCAAGUUCGAGGAGAGGAAAAAGAGCGAGUGAGUCGCCAUUCGCGGAAGGAAAAAGUCACAUGAGCACUGGAUCGUCAAGAACUAGUGUUUUGGCUUCGUCUGCUGAUGAAUUGUCCCUAACGAUGGAUAAACCACCAAGACCACCACCUAGUCCAAGAUCGAAGCAAGACAGAAGCGGGAAGACCGAAGAGGCCAAGAGCUUUUUAAUGAGGGCCUUAGCACCUGUCACUGGACUCUUUAAAGGCAAACAACCCGAUUCUGGGGAAAUGAAAACCGAUUGGGUUCACUCCAGUUCUUCGGAAAAGACCCCCAAUGGAGCUUCUUCACAAACUUCGAAAAGUUACAAUUCCUCUAAUUCUGAUAAAAACUCCCAAAAAGGUUCAUCAAGACUAAGACAUCAAGGUUCGGGGGAAAAACCUUGGUGGAUGGACUCGAAUUCCGAGAAUGUACCCGAAGGAAUAGAGAAGAAUAUUGGAAAUGAUGAUGUUAGCCAAGAAACGACUGUCAGCACAAAUUUACCAGAUGAUGGUAAAUUUAAGUUCAAAGUCUGGCGGCAAGAUUCCGAGGAGAAAGCCUGGUGGAUGGAUGAUGACGAGAGGAGGGAAGAGAAAAAACGAUCUUCUUCCUCAAAAUCGACAAGAGUUUCAAGUCGAGGGAGUUCAAAGUCGAAGUCAGGGGAUAAAUUAAAUCUGCUCAGGCAUCAAAAAUCAGGAGAACGAGCCUGGUGGAUGAGUGAUGAUCCACAUAAUAUUCCAGAAGGUGUCGUCGUCAUACCUGCCUCCCCACCGAAAACAAAUUCGGAAAGCUAUAACGAUCGGGAAUCAACGCCGAAAACAAUUAACAGAAUCAGACAUAUCGAAUCUGGAGAGAGGGCCUGGUGGAUGGAUAGUAAUUCAAACAUUCCCGAAGGAGUUCGUAAAAUUUCCACAGAGACUUCGAAUAGUAAUUCAGAUUCGUCGGGCUCGUACGAUAGAAUAGAUAUUGGUGUUGAAUUAGAGGAGGAGAAAAAGAAGCGAGGACUUCCGAAAUUUCCUAUAGAAUUUCCUCCACCACCGCCGCCGGAUGAACCGUUGGGAGAUAGAGCCAGUCCAGAAGGGGUUGAAAAUCCUCCAGAGCCUCCUGACAAUUAUGGUGGACGUGACUCUCCCUAUGAUAAUAAUCCAGUAUCAGCAAACAAGCGAUAUAGUCCUCGCAAAAGAUCAUCUAAUGCUCCUUCUUUUAUUGGUACUCAUACGAAUAUUGAUGACUUACUUGGCUGCGAAAUAAGUCCGUGUCACAGUCCGACGUUAUCACGAUUGCGUCGUCAGAAAGAUUUCCAAGAAAUGUCAGAUGACAGUAGUGAGUGCGAGGAAAUAGAUGCGAAUCAAGUUAUCAUUCAUGACAGCACACCACAGACACCUGUAAUUCAACGAAGAAAUAGAGACUCGGACAGACCCCAACCAGAUGGAUACAUUCCGCUCGAUGAUACUGCCCUUCAAUUGUACAAGGAUGGUGAUUAUGGAGCGUAUUUGGACCUCGAGGCUUCGAUCAGCGAGCAGCAGGAGGAAUUCGAGGGAUUCCAAACAAACCGAAAGAACUCAAUCGUUCUCAGGACCCAGCUAUCCGUACGAGUUCACACCAUCAUAGAAAAAUUACUGAACAGCGAGGGCCGCGAACUCAGACGAGCUCUUUUCUCCCUUAAGCAAAUCUUUCAGGAAGAUAAAGAUCUAGUGCAUGAAUUUGUACAAAAUGAUGGACUGGCGUGUCUUAUCAAAGUUGGCAACGAGGCUGAUCAGAAUUACCAAAAUUAUAUACUACGUGCGCUGGGUCAGGUGAUGCUGUAUGUGGAUGGAAUGAAUGGAGUGAUGGAACACGGUCAAACCGUGCAAUGGCUGUAUACACUGAUCGCUAGUCGUUUUCGGUUGGUGGUAAAAACUGCUCUUAAAUUAUUGCUUGUUUUCGUUGAAUACGUGGAGACAAAUAGCUUGCUAUUAGUGAGAGCAAUAAGGUCCAUUGAUACGUCCCGGGGGAUGAUACCAUGGACCAAUGUGAUGAAGUUGCUGAAAGAUUACGAUGCCGCCGACACUGAAUUAUUGAUAUAUGCAACAACUCUCGUGAAUAAGUGUCUUAAUGGAAUACCAGAUCAGGACACGUAUUAUGAUCAAGUCGAUUGUCUUGAGGAGCAAGGCAUUGAGGGUAUCAUCCAAAGAUAUAUGUCUAAGCAAGGAACCGAUUUGGAUCUCCUGAGACAAUUUCAAAUCUAUGAAGCUGUCCUGCAUCAUGAGGAUGGCAAUGACAGGGACUUUCCAAUUAGACAACUUGAUGACAAUAUUAGAAAAACGCUUCGAAAUCGAAAAUCUCUGAUGGAUUCACAUGAGCGGCGGAAAUCUCGCAGGCACUCCACUGGAACAUCACCAUUAUCGAUGACUCUAAAUGCACGUUUGAGUCCUCGAUUGAACAAUUCACUUGGACUGAGUUCAUUGAAUAAUACUCUGAACAGUAGCUUAAACAAUACUCUCCAUUCGAGUAUACCCGAUGAUGAUGAUGAAUCGAGUAGUUCACAAAGUUCUCAAGGUCUUGGGGAUGUACAAAUGAAUGGCAGUUACAAGGAAAACAAACUUGCUUACUCAGAUGUCGGUGUAACUCCUGCCCUAAGGAGACGAAGAGAGAGAGCUGAGAGACAAAAAAGCUUUAUCAGAGAGCAGCAGGAGGCGACAGCAAACAUGAGAGCCUCUAUAGGACACCCGGGUGAUCAAGAAAGUCCUUUCACAACAAAUGGUCUGCGAUAUACAAACGGUUCAUCUUACGAUAGAAAUGUCGAUUCACCCUCAAAUAAAUUAUCGAGGGUAAAUAGCAGAAAGGAUAUGACGCCUCUAAUGAAUGCGGCUAAUAAAUUAAAUUCCGAAGAAAAGAAACCCUGGUAUGGAAGGAGUCCGGAUGAAGGUGUUGAAUGUGACGAUGACAAUCAAUCUGAAGACGAUCAAGAUCGUCGUGUAGUUUUGCAAUUGAAAAGAGAAGGCACUGUGAAAGACUUAACGCAGAAACUUGCCGCUCAGAAUUUAAUUCCCAGUAGUCCUGUGGAGGAAAAAGUUGCCAGGAUAGGAGAUAUGAGUGGUUUAAUUUCAAAAGCGAAGGAAGGUCUAGCAAAAUCGAAAUCAAAGGCCGAUAUUGUAAAAUCCCCGACGAAUGAUAAUUUACCAAAAUUAGCGGAAGUGAAAAAGUCUGAGAACGAACUUCAUUGGGAGGAAUUGAUAAAUAAAUUGAAGAGGCCUCUCUGUCUUUGUGAUUUAGACUUUACGGAUCUCAAUACGGACGAUGAAAUCGAUGUUCUUGGUCCUGUUAAUGUGACAAACGGAGUGCCACCGCCACCACCUCCAAUGGUUCCACCUCCUGCGGGUUAUCGUGCACCACCACCCCCGCCUCCUGGUGCACGAAUUCCCCCACCUUUACCCAGUGGUGGUCCACCACCGAUAUUUGACGUUAAUCUCCGUUCAACUCGAAAUCACUCCACAGAAUCUAACAAUUUACCAAAAAGUCCGCCUCCAAAUUUAACCAAAAAGAAUAAGAAAACCGUGAAACUCUUUUGGAAGGAGGUCAGAGAUGAUCCCAUUAUUUUAUCGAGACUCGAUCAAAAUAAAAUGAUAUGGGACGAACUUUCGCCAAUUCCAGUUGACACACAAAAAUUGGAGCAUCUCUUUGAAAGUAGAGCAAAGGAUCUAAUAACAAAGAAACAACAGGAAAUGAACAAGAAUAAAGAGAUUAUCGUAUUGGAUCACAAGAGAUCGAAUGCGAUUAAUAUUGGAAUGACAAAACUGCCACCACCGAGAUCAAUCAAGACUGCUAUUUUGAAAAUGGAUGCUACAAUUAUGAAUCGAGAGGGCAUUGAAAAGCUUCUUACUAUGUUACCAACGGAAGAGGAAAGAUCGAGGAUACAAGAGGCGCAGGCCGCCAAUCCAGACCUUCCUCUAGGAUCUGCCGAGCAGUUCCUUCUUACUUUAGCUUCUAUUUCUGAAUUGACCGCAAGACUGAAACUAUGGGCCUUUAAGCUCGAUUUCGAAAAUUCGGAAAAGGAAAUUGCCGACCCUUUGAUGGAUUUGAAGCAGGGAAUGGAGACACUGAGAGUGAAUAAAACUUUUCGCGGAAUUCUGAGCACGCUUCUCUCAAUCGGGAUAUUCCUCAACGGAAAUGAGGUAAAAGGAUUUCAAUUAGAGUAUCUUACGAAAGUACCUGAAGUCAAGGAUACGGUUCACAAACACUCUUUGCUUCAUCAUCUUUGCCAUAUGGUAAUGGAAAAGUUUCCAGAUUCCACAGAUCUCUAUUCAGAGAUUGGGGCUGUCACCAGAGCAUCGAAAAUCGACUUUGAUGAGCUUGCUUCAAAUAUUUUCAAACUAGAAAGCGAGUGCAAAGCGUCUUGGGAUCAUUUGAAAUUAAUUGCCAAACAUGACGGAUCCACGAUGAUGAAAGUCAAAAUGUCGGAUUUUCUUGCUGAUUGCGCGGAGAGAAUUAUCGUUCUCAGUAUUGUCCACAGACGUAUUAUAAAUCGUUUCCACAAGUUUGUCCUCUGGUUGGGGAUACCAUUGCAUCGGGUUCAAGAUUCAAAACCGAAUGAAUUUUGUAGAAUUGUUUCAGAAUUUGCUCUCGAGUAUAGAACGACGCGAGAGCGUGUGAUACAACAGCUAGAGAAAAAGGCCAAUCAUAGGGAGAGAAAUAAGACGAGAGGAAAAAUGAUCACUGAGGUCGGAAAGUUUAGAACGAAAGAGGACAGAGCUGAUGCGGAACUCAGGCAAUUACUUGGUAGCGAUAUUUCCGAUGUUGAGAGUCUACAUGGAACACUUCCCUGGAGAAGACAGAGAAAAGAAGGUCGUACGUCAUUGGGUCCAUUGUUGAGGGAUGAAACAACAAAUGGGAACUUGACAGAUGGAGACGACGAAUUGCUCGAAUGUCUGGUAAAAACAGCUACUAAGUCACCUGCAACUCGGACAGCGCCGAGGGAACGCAAAAGAACUCGUCACGCCGAUCGUAAGUCUUUGAAACGAUCACGAACUAGAGAGAACAACACAACACCGGAAGGGUAUAGGCCCUGAAGGAGAUCUGAUAAUUUAACUUCCUGCAAAAGAAGUGCGUAGAACGUUGAAGAAUGGUCUUUCGGAAGAAGAAAAGAAGCACAUCGCCGCAUAUAUAAAGGGCUAUUGACUGUGAUAGAUACUUGCCCGAAGACUAUAAUAACGCCCUCCAACUUCGAUAUCGUUUUAUUUUCAUUUAAUAAUCGAAAUCUUAUUUCUGACUUCGAUAAGUCUGACAGAUCCGAAAAAAGAAGAAAGGGCGAUGAAAAUAUGUAUGCGUAGUGAUACCAAGAAGGUGAGAGAAAAUUCUAAAAAAAAAAAUUCAAUUUCUUUUCAUUUCUUUUUUGUUAAUCGAAUAGUAAAUUUUAAAAAGUUGGAAAUUUUUUUUUGUCUCAUCAAUUAUUUGCAAUUUUUUUUUCUAUAUUUAAAAAAAAAAUCUACGUUUAUUUUUCGAUUAGUUCACUAUUUUUAGAAAUCUAAUUUUUAGAAAUUAGUUUAAAAAAAUUUAGAUCAGAAGUUGAAAUUUAUUGAAUUCAAGAUUUUUUGUUCUGCAAUCAGGACAACGAUCUUAAAUUAAACUGCAAGAAGACUGUUUUUGUUUUAGCUUUCACGUGAUUUUUUUUCUAAUGAAAGAAUCUCUUCAAGUGAUUUCCGUUAAAGCUUUUUGUUUAUUAAGUUAAGUAAUUACGACUGUUUCAGUUUUUUUUUUUUAAUUAUCAGCUGUACCUGAAUGAGAAAAAAAAGUGGAUUUUAUUCGAUUGUUUCUUCUUUUCCGUUAGAGACAAAUUUUUUCCAGAGUUUUAAAGAAAAUCUGAUUUUCAUUUCUAGUAAUUUCAUUUAUAGUUUUUAAAUUAUUUAAUGAAAGUUAUUUUAUAAUUUUAUUAUUAGCAUGUUUUUAGUUGAAUAAUUUAAUAAUUUAUAUUCAAGUUUGAAAAAGAAUAAAAGACGAUAAAAUAAAAUAAAAUAAAAUUUGAAUUAAGAGCGAAUGACACUUGCUUUUUCGGAAAAAAAAAAUCGAUUUGCAUUGCAUUUUUGGUGUCUCUACGCUGUGCUUCCAUUUUUUUUUUGAAUCGUUUGUCAUUAAUGACAGUCGAUCAAGUUUCGACUGAAUCUUUAAGGUGAUAAGUUAAUACCGAAGCUAAUCUUAAAGUCAAAAAUUAGGCUGAUCGAGAGCUAAUCAUUCGUAAAAUCGCGACUCAUUCCUUUUUUGAGUCUUUGUGAUUAAUUGAUUAAUAUUUGAGAAUUAAAUAAUAAGCCGCAAAAUAUACCUUUCACUUGGAGUGUUAAUUAUUAUUGACGUUUCAAUUAUCGAAUAAUCGUUACUUAAUUAUAAAUAAUAUCAGCUUUAUGAUGAAAAUGACAUUAUUAAAAUGGCUUUUGAAUUUGUCAGCUGUUUUUUUUUUUUGCGAAACGUGGUCUUGGAAAUAAAUAAAAACGAAAUUUAAUUAAUUUUCUCUUAAAGUAAAGAAAUUAGGCCACGAAAAAAAGUAUUUCUAAUAGUUGAAUGUUAAAUUGUAUUUAAAAAAAAUAACUAGGGUGCCUUCUCGAGCAGAAAAAAAAAUUACUGCCGUUCAUAAGAAAAUAUAAUUAUUCUCAAAUGUAAAUAUUUAAAGAAAUUGUUUUGUACAGAACAAAACGAAUUUUAUAAAUUUUUUGAUAUAUACGGUGAUGAAUUUUUUUUUCCCAUGAGAAAUGCGUAUUAGCGCAGUGGCCAUUACUUAGCUCAAAAUAAAACUUCGAUUUCUAUUAAAAAAAAAAGAGAGAAACGAACACAUUUUAAAAAAUGUUCUUAGGAAGCGAAAUAUUUAGAAAUCUGCAAAAUAUGUUGCAUUAUUUAAGUUGUAGUUAGAUUUUAUUUCAAUACAACGAAUGUGAUCAAUUUCAAAUUGAUAAAAAAAAAAAAAAAUUUGUUAAUAGUGAGGAGAAAAAAGAAAAUGAAAAUACACUUUAAAAAUAAUUUAAACUACUUUAUCUAUUUGUCGCAGUGCACGAUUGUAUUAUGUUGUAUGCUCCGAGAAUGUGAUUGUUAUAAAAAUAAAGAAUGGCAAAGAUCUCUCAAGUA
Leptopilina heterotoma is the source of this 10149-nucleotide messenger RNA. RefSeq names its product FH1/FH2 domain-containing protein 3 (gene Fhos). Gene Ontology annotation, cellular component: cytoskeleton; cytoplasm. The record is from RefSeq and is a predicted model, not a curated record. Gene Ontology annotation, biological process: actin filament network formation; cortical actin cytoskeleton organization. The coding region runs from base 951 to 8108 and encodes 2385 amino acids. Gene Ontology annotation, molecular function: actin filament binding. Lineage: Eukaryota; Metazoa; Arthropoda; Insecta; Hymenoptera; Figitidae. The transcript is spliced from 26 exons.